Messenger RNA from Anastrepha obliqua, 2960 nucleotides. Its product is annotated as protein fem-1 homolog CG6966-like. The record is from RefSeq and is a predicted model, not a curated record. NCBI's taxonomy places the organism in Eukaryota, Metazoa, Arthropoda, Insecta, Diptera, Tephritidae. Gene Ontology annotation, molecular function: protein binding.
UGAUGAUGCUUAUAUCUGCGAAAGUAAAUGGUGCCACACCGUUGGUGAUUGCCUGCCGAAAUGGCCAUUACAAUAUAGUAGAGUAUUUGCUAAAGCAGCAUGCCAAUGUUGAGCAAGUAGGAUCAGUGAGUUUCGAUGGAGAACCAAUUGAAGACGCGCCACCGCUAUGGUGUGCCGCAGCUGCGGGUCAUUAUGGUAUCGUGAAACUGCUGGUACAUCAUGGGGCUAAUGUAAAUAGCACGACACGCACAAAAUCAACGCCACUGCGAGCAGCUUGUUUCGAUGGGCACUUCGACAUCGUCAAGUUUCUUGUGAACAACGGUGCAGAUUUUGAAGUGGCCAACCGACACGGACAUACAUGUCUAAUGAUAGCUUGCUACAAGGGCCACUAUAAGAUCGCGCAGUAUCUACUAUCACUGAAUGCCGAUGUGAAUCGGUGCAGUAUAAAGGGGAAUACGGCCUUGCAUGACUGCGCGGAAUCUGGUUCGCUGGAGAUUUUGCAACUGUUGCUGAAGCAUGGUGCAACAAUGGAUGUCGAUUAUUAUGGUAUGACACCUCUGUUGGCUGCCAGCGUGACUGGGCAUUUGCCAAUUGUGGAACACCUUAUUACUUUACGCUGUGUCAGUCGAAAAAGUAGAAUCGAUGCCUUGGAACUUUUAGGUGCAACUUAUGUGGAUAAAAAACGUGAUAUGAUCAGUGCUUUGUCACUGUGGCGGCGCGCAAUGGAAGACCGAAAUCAGGAACCAAAAAUUCCAAAAGUUAUCGGUGAACCCAUUGCUGCUUACGAAUAUGUAUCGGAAGUGGCAACAAUAGAAGCGCUGGAAGAGUUGGUUUUGGAUCCCGAUGAAAUGCGAAUGCAAGCUUUGGUUAUACGACAAAGGAUCUUGGGGCCAACUCAUCCUGACACCAGCUACUACAUACGAUUCAGAGGUGCGCAUUAUGCGGAUGCCGGACGUUUUGAUCGUUGCAUUGAAUUAUGGACUUAUGCGCUGACGAUGCAGCAGAAAAUUCUUCAACCUCUUAGUCCAAUGACUCAAUCGUCUUUGCUAUCAUUUGCUGAGCUGUUUAGUUUUAUGUUAGUCGGCGGGCGUUUGUUACCCCGUGGCCGCAUUGUACCACCAAUCGAAGCUGCAGAUAUGUUGAUGAUAUUUAAUAAGGCUGUUUUAGAAGUCGAACGAGGCCUUGAAUGGAGCCUAGAACACGAAAAAAAUCCCGUUGCACCACCAACUAUGCAUGAUUGCAAUCACGAUCCGAAUGCUUUAAGCCGCGCCUUAGUAAGCGCUUUACAUAUUGGAUGUUUAUUGGCAUCACUUGAGGAAGACGAAAACUUCUGCCCAAAUAUGCGCAAACAAAUUUUAUAUUCUUUAUAUAAGUUGAAUCGGCUUAAAGUGUCUGUUCGAUCAGGACGAACUGCCUUGCACUACGCCUGUUAUCGAGAAGGCACCCUUGUUGGUCGCUAUCCUGCUUGCCAGUUUCCUUCACCAGCACUAGCGAAAGCUCUACUCGAAGUCGGAGCCAACCCGAAUGCUAGAGAUGACGCUGGAAACACGCCAUUACAUUUGGCUGCAACAGCGCAACCAUGUCCACGAGCAUUAACGAAAGUGCUUUUAAAAUAUGGGGUACAUCUGGAUGCAAAAAACGAUGCUGGUGAAACCUUCGAGUCACUGUUGAAUCCUACGAAAAUACAUGAAAUUGUAAAUCCACUGAAAUUCACUACUCUGGCAUGUUUAGCUGCGCGAACAAUACAAAAACAUCGAAUUAAGUAUGUUAAUAUCGUCCCUCCAUCGCUGUACACAUUUAUUGAAAUUCACUAAAUGCUGAGUGAGAGCUGUCAAAUAUGCCAGAAUGCUCAUAACGUGUUCAACUGUUCAGCGCAGGGCAGAGCAGAGUAAAUGAUCGCAGUUGUAAAUACUUUUGUGAUCGACGCGUGUUUUAAUAUUCUAUUGAAUUUUAUUUUUACGUGUAUAUUACUUAUCAAAACCUGUACGCGGAGAUAUUGAAGUUAUUAAUGCUAAUAUUGAUGCCCUUUCUUCCUGUUUGGCAUUUGCACUGAUAUAUGUAAUGUAAAACAAUAGCCUGCAACUCAUCCAAUGUCAAGCUUUAGUAAACCAGAAAUGAAUGAAAUUUAAUAUACAAUAUUGUACUGAUAUUCUAUGACAAACAGAACAAAUUCUGUGCAUUGACCAGAUUUUUCGUUUUACCUAGAGGCGUUUGAGUAAAACAGUGAUGCAAAAAGUAAGACAUUCAGCUUUAGUGAAUGAAAUAAAGAUGUUUGAGGAUAAAAGCAAGCAUAUAUACCAUACAUAGGCAUAUAGUAAAUAAAAGAAAAGGAAACGACUAAGCAAAUAAGUGUAACAAAAUAAAAUGCAUAAUCAGUAAUACAAUUCUUGAUAUACAUGUAUAGUAGCUUAGUUCAUUCGUAUAUAUUUUCAAUGCACUCAUAAAUACCAAACAGCUGCAAAAUAAUUAAUUUUAUAUUAAUCGCUCAGAGUGUAUGUACAUCAAAUCGAAAAUUUCAGUGAAUGUAGAACUCUACAAUUACAUACAUACAUAUAUCCUAUAGAUUAUCGAUCUUAAAAAAUAUACUUUUGUUUAACGACUAAUAAGAAGCGGGUUCUUUGUCGACUGUCUUUGCUGGCAACAUAGACGAAAAUGAAUUGAAAAUCAUUUGCAAUUCUUAUUAGUUAUAAAUGUUGGAGACUCAAACGUGUGAAUAGCUUGGCCCAUAAAUGUCAUGCUAACAAAAAUAAAUCAGAAUUAAGCAAUGCGAUAAAUAAAUAUGUAGCAUAAAAUAUAAGUAAGUUUGUAAAAAAGUCGACUUUGGCUCCUUUUUUAGUAUAAAGGGAGAGCAGGCUUUUGUAAGACGCGUGGAGAAAUACUUAAAAGUUGAUAUAAAUACCUUAAAUACAAAUAUUAAGUAGAGUAAUUUAAUACAAACACAAACAUUUUAAAAUCAUGAA